This is a messenger RNA of Notodromas monacha, 1722 nucleotides long. The record is from the annotation of a GenBank genome assembly. Lineage: Eukaryota; Metazoa; Arthropoda; Ostracoda; Podocopida; Cyprididae.
AUGAGUGCAGACGGAAACAUCACCUCGAGUACGCUCACGUUCAUGCCGAAAGUCGACGACAACGGAAAGACGAUCAAGUGCCUUGUUCGAAACGAAGAGAUCGAACACGUCGUCAUUGAAGACUCCAAGAAGCUUGACGUUCACUAUGUCCCCAAAGUGGAGUUUUUCCUCGGGAGCAAACUGGACCCGAAGAACAUCAAGGUCGGAGACGACGUCUACUUCGAUUGUUCGAUCGACGCUAAUCCGUCAGUUUUCAAAACCUUCUUCUCCCUGGACGGGAGCAUCUUGGAACGGGGAGAAGGAGUCGUUAUCACGAAUCAGACGCUCGUGCUUCAGAAAAUCCAACGCGUCAAGACGGGGUCCUACCGAUGCCACGCUCAGAAUAGCCAAGGUGAAGGCCAAAGCGAACCCGUUCAUCUCCUCGUCAAAUAUCCGCCCGUGUGCAAGGAGAAUCAACAAGCCAUCUACGGGGUGGCUCUGAUGGAAAAAGUGCAGAUAAGUUGCCAAGUGGAAGCGGAGCCUGCACCGCAGUCCUUCAGGUGGGCUUUCAAUAUAUCCUCCGAAGUUCUCGAGGUUCCUGAGGGACAUCAGAUGCGACCGGACCCGUUCCGAAGCGUCGUCUCCUACGAGACGCAGACUGAGUUCGACUACGGCACUCUGCUCUGCUGGGCGACCAACGCUAUUGCCAAUCAACAAACUCCAUGCGUCUUCCACAUCUUGCAAACAGGGUCGCCAGAGCCGCUUAUCAACUGCAACUUCGUGAACCAAACUCCGACCUCGCUGAAAGUGGAGUGUCAGGAGGGGUUCGACGGCGGACUUCCGCAGCUUUUCAUUAUGGAGCUGUACACGUCCGAAGAGAAAACAUUGGCCACGAACUUGACGAAUGAUAAGCCGGCCUUCACAGCUAAAGGGCUGCAGGACGGGAUUUCCUACACCGUCGUUCUGUACGCUGCGAACAGCAAGGGAAGAAGCGUGACGACGACUUUGGAGACCCGCACUCCGAAAAUCAUGGACGUGAAAAAACUCGACACAGGGCAAGGUUUCACAGGCACCGACCGACUAACCAUUUUCAAUCCUACCGUGGCGGCAGGGAUCGGAGUGAUCUGCCUGAUCCUCGUGGGUGUCGUGGUCUUGCUGGUUGUCAUGACCGUUCGUCGGUGCAGGACGAUUACGACCAGAUCCAGGCCUCCGAAAAUCGUCAGUAGCUCGCAAAUGAAUUCAAACAAUGUGUACAAAUGCGAGCGAAGCAGCGGGGACAAUGACCACGACGUAGUCCCUCUUAAAGCUGGAACGCUGCUACGCGUGAAGGGCUCAGACAUGAACCGACAGUGCACACAGGUGAAGACGGUCACGCUGGGGCAAGAGUACUCAGUCCUAUCAAACCCGCCGCCGGGAUCCUGUGCAACCUUGCCGUUUCCGGUUUCGUCCAGAACCAAGUCCUUAAAUCAUAUUCCUGAGCAAAUUGACUAUCAGUUGCCACCUCCGGUUCCCGACGUUGACGGGACAGUCGAGAUGGGUGGCUACAUUUACGGCAAUGAGCAGAUGUGGCUGAAGGACCAGGAGCCGCUGUCACCGCCAGAGUCAUUUCUCACACCGUGCGAGGCAGCAAAUCACGCGCAGCACCACAAUCAACACUACCAUCAGGUGCUGCCUACUGAAACCGCAGUCGUUCCGGAGCCAGCACAGGCGGAUGCGACGUCUCGAGAAUCCCGGUGGCAUUGA